UAUACCAUUUAUCUCUUGUUAUUUUCUUUAGGUACAUCCACGUGCAUAGCAUCUGGCGAUCCACACUACACCAGCUUUGACAAACGCAAAUAUGACUUCAUGGGCAACUGCAGCUAUCUGAUGUCUAGUCCAUGCAAUGACACAACUGUGCCCUACUUUGAGGUCCAUACUGACAAUGAAAACCGGUAUAACAGGCCGACCAUCUCCUAUGUGAAUGCCGUACAUGUAUACGCACAGAUGAUAAAGAUCUCCAUUCUCAAAGGUGGCACUGUGCAGGUUAAUGGGACCAAUGUCAAUCUGCCACUGUCCCCGGCCCCUGGUAUUUCUGUGUUCAAGUCAGGAAAACACUACACUGUCUCCAUGAACUUUGGUGUGACGGUUCGCUAUGAUGGAAACGCCUUCAUGGACAUCAAAGUAAUCGAAGACUAUCAGAACAAGCUGUGUGGCCUGUGUGGCAACUAUGAUGGAGAUACCAAAGAUGACUUCCGCAAACCAGAUGGAAGCUUAGCUGAAAAUGCCAAUGACUUUGGACACAGUUGGAACAUGAAUCCAGAAUGUAAUAAGAAACCCAACACUACCAUCCCUGGGUGCAAUGAAGAAGAACAGGAACUGUAUGAAAGCUCUGGAUAUUGUGGCAUUCUGCUGGACAAAAAUGGACCUUUUGCUGUGUGCCAUCCCAAAGUCAACCCCAAUAAUUACUUCAGGGACUGUGUCUUUGACUUGUGUGAGCUGGAUGGUGCCAAGCCCAUUUUGUGUGAAGCCAUUGAAGCCUAUGUCAAUGAAUGCCAAGAUCGUGGGGUCAACCUUGGACCAUGGAGGAAUGAAACCUUCUGCCCACUGAGCUGUCCCCCAAACAGCCACUACGAACCUUGUGCAGAUCCUUGUCAGGAAACAUGCUUUGGAAAACCCCCCUCCUGCUCUGGUCCCUGCUCUGAGUCCUGUGUGUGUGAUCCCAGCUAUGUCCUGAGUGCUGGCAAGUGCGUUAAGGAGAACAUGUGUGGCUGCAACCACACGAACGGCCAGUAUUAUGAGCCUGGAGAGGAGUUUUUUGAGGAAGACUGCAAGCGAAAAUGUUGGUGUGGUGCAGCUGGAAUUACCUGUGAAGCCUCUGAAUGCCCCCCAAUGCAUGAAUGUAAACUUCAGGAUGGAGAGCUGGGCUGCUAUCCUACGAGUUUUCAGGAUUGUGUAGUUUCUGGGGAUCCACACUACAACACCUUUGACAAGAAGUACUACAGCUUCAUGGGAACCUGUACUUACACACUG
Haplochromis burtoni (Burton's mouthbrooder) is the source of this 1263-nucleotide messenger RNA. RefSeq names its product zonadhesin. The transcript has 8 exons. The annotation marks the transcript as partial. The record is from RefSeq and is a predicted model, not a curated record. Lineage: Eukaryota; Metazoa; Chordata; Actinopteri; Cichliformes; Cichlidae.